AGCUCUCUCCUCUCCUGACUGGUUCACUCGCCUCAUCUAACUAACCAUCCUCGGGGAAACACACUUUUAAGCACGCACGCACGCACGCGCGCACGGACACACACACACACACAUUGAAGCUCCGCUCAGCAGCAGCAGGGAGUGAACAGCCAGCUUGCGACUUAUCCCCGCCAUUCCCCGGUACAGUAACUUCCUCAGCAUCUCCCGGCCUCUGCAGAGAGAGAGAGAGAGAACCGCCCGACAACCCAACUGGAAACCGGCCCCACGGCUCUAUAGUAACGGACUGACCGACCACUAAAUCCCGGAGAAGGAAAGAGGACUAUCUAGUGCUCAGCAUCCCGUCAUCGCCGGUAGAAUAUACUUCAGACUGCGGAUUUAAACCGUCACAUUGGCCAAUUGUCCAUUUGGACGGAGCGAGAGAACUGGUAGUGCGCAGUGUGAGAACACAACAGAAACCACUUGACGCGGAAAAGUCCCGGACACUUCCCGGUAUUUUAGGAAACAGAGGGACGCGUCUCACCUUACCGAAAUACCGACUCCGGUAGCCUAAAACGGAGCCGGUCUGAGCAACAGCUACCACCGGCAAAAAUCAGUGAGGUUGCCAGGGUAACCUCCCCCAGCCAAUCAGCAGUCAUGGAUGAGAUGGAUCUGCCCCAGAUGAAGAAGGAAGUGGAGAGUCUGAAAUACCAACUGGCUUUCAAGAGAGAGAAGUCCUCCAAGACAGUCACUGACAUGGUGAAGUGGAUCGAGGACGGGGUACCUGAGGACCCCUUCCUGAACCCUGAGCUCAUGAAGAACAACCCCUGGGUGGAAAAGGGAAAGUGUGUCCUGUUGUAGACGACCCCUGACCCUGCCAUGACCUCUGACCCCAGCCUGGUGGGGCAUGGCAGGACAGCACUCGCCCCCCCCACCAUGAAUGUACAACAGCUGAUGUCCAGACCCCCCCCCUGCUAGUUUCAGCCACGUUGAUGCAUCACAGAUUACCUUUAAUAUUCAUGUUGAUGUUGAUAUGAAGUGUAUAUAUGCAGCCAGUCACUCAGUCACUCACUCAGUCACUCACUCAGUCACUCACUCAGUCACUCACUCAGUCACUCACUCAGUCACUCAGCCACUCACUCAGUCACUCACUCAGUCACUCACUCAGUCACUCAGCCACUCACUCAGUCACUCAGUCACUCACUCAGUCACUCAGCCACUCACUCAGUCACUCACUCACUCAGCCAGUCAGUCAGUCAGUCAAUCAGCCAGCCAGCCAGUCAGUCAGUCAGUCAGUCAGUCAGUCAGUCAGCUAGUCAGCCAGUCAGACAGCCAGUCAGACAGCCAGUCAGCUAGUCAGUCAGCUAGUCAGUCAGUCAGCCAGUCAGCCAGUCAGUCAGCCAGGCAGCCAGUCAGCCAGGCAGCCAGUCAGCCAGUCAGACAGCCAGUCAGUCAGCCAGUCAGCCAGCCAGUCAGUCAGUCAGCCAGUCAGUCAGUCAGCCAGCCAGUCAGCCAGUCAGCCAGGCAGCCAGUCAGCCAGUCAGACAGCCAGUCAGUCAGUCAGCCAGGCAGCCAGUCAGCCAGGCAGCCAGGCAGCCAGUCAGCCAGGCAGCCAGUCAGCCAGUCAGACAGCCAGUCAGUCAGCCAGUCAGCCAGUCAGUCAGCCAGUCAGCCAGGCAGCCAGUCAGCCAGUCAGACAGCCAGUCAGUCAGCCAGUCAGCCAGUCAGACAGCCAGUCAGUCAGCCAGUCAGCCAGCCAGCCAGUCAGUCAGCCAGUCAGCCAGUCAGCCAGUCAGCCAGUCAGUCAGCCAGCCAGUCAGCCAGUCAGCUAGUCUACACCAUCCUCUAGGUCCAUUAGAACAGAAUGUGUCCAGUCAGUUAGCGAUGAGGACACGGACUGGAGAGGACGUUGGAUUUGAAGAGGAAGUUGUAAAUUAGGCUUAAUGCUUCUCUCUGUCUGUCUGCUCUCUGUCUGACUGCUCUGUGGUUGCUGAGGAUUAGUUAUACUGUCACUGGCAGAACACACACACACACCCCCUGUUGACACACUGUACAGACGAGCCCCUUUAACUUAUUAAAUUAUUGAUGAUG
Messenger RNA from Oncorhynchus kisutch (coho salmon), 2067 nucleotides. RefSeq names its product guanine nucleotide-binding protein G(I)/G(S)/G(O) subunit gamma-13-like. Gene Ontology annotation, molecular function: G-protein beta-subunit binding. Gene Ontology annotation, biological process: phospholipase C-activating G protein-coupled receptor signaling pathway; sensory perception of taste. The coding region runs from base 634 to 837 and encodes 67 amino acids. The record is from RefSeq and is a predicted model, not a curated record. The transcript is spliced from 3 exons. NCBI's taxonomy places the organism in Eukaryota, Metazoa, Chordata, Actinopteri, Salmoniformes, Salmonidae. Gene Ontology annotation, cellular component: heterotrimeric G-protein complex.